This is a messenger RNA of Anneissia japonica, 2468 nucleotides long. RefSeq lists its product as uncharacterized. Gene Ontology annotation, biological process: negative regulation of insulin receptor signaling pathway; regulation of cell population proliferation; regulation of mitochondrial membrane potential. The coding region runs from base 563 to 1966 and encodes 467 amino acids. The record is from RefSeq and is a predicted model, not a curated record. The transcript has 2 exons. Lineage: Eukaryota; Metazoa; Echinodermata; Crinoidea; Comatulida; Comatulidae.
UGAAGAUAACAUUGUCUCUAAAAUAUAGGCGACAUUCCUAAUAUAUAUCACUUUGCAAAUGUAUAAGGACAUAGCACAUAUUUAAUGUUUAUUGUGAUUGCUUGUUAUUUCAAGAAACUCGAUUCGGUUGAGAUGAUUGCCAAUAGAGUAGAUAUGAAGCGGAAAGAAGUUAAAUUAGCAUAACAAAACGGAGCUUGAUCGCGGUUGCUCUCCUUCGCUCCCACCGAUAUUUCAUUGAGAAUUGGUAUUGUCAUGGCGUUACGCUCAUGUACGGAAGGCCUAGAUAUCCGUACAUAUCAUGCCUGCUUGUUGAGUAUAUUUACUGCAGCUGAUAAUACUAAUCAGCGCUUGUUCAAAUUCCAUGAGGUAACCUUGUUCAAGACUUGGAAAGGAAUUUAGGAGUUCGAUAAUCCGGAUUAAGGAAAGGACUAUAUCACUAGAUCAAUAAUAAGUGCUUGUGUUAGCGAAGCCAAAUUUAUAUAGACAGCAUUACAUAUAUUUAUAUUGUCUUCGUCUACAGGUUAGACUCCAUAUUAUAUAAUUUGUUUUCUUUUUAAUAACGAUGUCUUUCCUACGGAGACUGAGUCGAACAAAAAGCGUAGAAACAUCGGAAAACUCAGGCAAAGAUAAAGAUAAAACAAAACGAAAGAGCUUCAGCGGCACGGUGCCUGUGCCCAAAGAAGAGAAACAUUACGUGAAAGAACGUAGAAAUUCCGAGAAAGAGAAGAAAAAGUCAAAAUCUGAGUCCACAAACGGUGAUAGAGUAUCCGACUUGAAAUAUCCUCUUUUUUACGUCCAUUACUUAGGACGUGUACCAACUAAGUUGGAGUAUGGUCAUGCAGCCAUUGAAGGACCAGUCGACCAACUGUGUAAAUUAAGAGAAAAGGAAAAACUACCAAAACUUGUGCUGACAUUCAACCCCGAUGGUCUUUUCUUUCGGGAGAUCACAGGUCCUUUCAAUCGAGUUAAAAAGGAGGGCAUGUUCAUAUAUAUUCCAUUGCACAUGGUAACCUAUGGUGUCGGAUCCGUAGCACAUCCUAACGUAUUCGCCUGUGUCACUAGAACAGUUUUUGACAAAAAGAAAACGGAAUCAUCAGUUAUGUUCAUCGUUCAUGCAUUCCUUUGCGAUAAAUCAUCGGUUGCACAAAAAAUGACUUACUGGCAGUUACAAGCAUAUAUAGAAGCCUAUGAAACAUUGAAAAGAAAGAAAGAAUUACGAAUGCAAAGGAGACUAAGAAAUAGUUCAAAGGCAGAAACUGCAUCUAUUGAAACGGCAAGCACAACAUUGUCAUCCCAAGACGGAAGCUCAGCAAGUCGAUCUACUGAACGAAAAAGAGUAGAGGACUCAACUUUUAUAAAUCCUAAGCUUGAAAGUCAACAGCAAUCAAAUGAUAGCGAAACUUUACAAGCAAAGAAAACAAUUGAAACAAACAAUGGGUCCCAACUACAUGCACAAGUUCAUGAAGUACCAAGCGAUUCUACGAUAGCCGAUGACCAUACACAUGAAAUCGCCGAAUCUACCUCGGUUGGUGCUACAUCGGUUGGAUCUUCAAAAGAUUCUGCAAUAGGAGACGAACUUACAAGUGAGCAGACAAAUAAUGACACCUCUAAUAAGUCUCUUGUAACUGGUGAAGUCAAUCCGUUCUCUUUUGGAAAAGCUACUACCCCUGCGACCGACAGUGGCGACAUCCUUAGAAAUAGAGAAUCUGGUGAUAAUCUUGAUACUAUUAGCGUGGUUACUAUGCCAAUUGAUAAUGAGUCGGUUCCAAGAGAUGAGGCUUUUGAAAAAAGGAUAUCAGAGCUUAAUAAACUGAUGCAAGUUGAUGCAGAAGAUCUAAAGUCUAAAUUGAUCAAAGAAAAUCCAACACUUGUUAGGCGUCUAUAUUAUGGUACAAUAGAUCGACAUGGAGUGUUUCAUCGACAGGGCCUCAAUCUGGGAUUGGACUCGGACAAUAGCUACGCAUAACAUGCUAUGAAAACCUGGUUAAAUCAAGAAAUAAAAACAUUCUGUUCUACACUGUUCAGCAUCAGUUGUGUUGCUGUUGCUUUCUUCUUGUCAACGAAGAAUCAUACCCAUGCCUUGAUUGUCCAUUUGGUUGAUUGGUUAAUCGAUUGGUAUUUAUAAUCUUGUGAAUUUGUUCAAGUAAUUAAGUACAGUAGCUCCUUUUUUUGACUUAAUUGUAUUAAGACACUUUCGCUAGAUUCAUCUGGUGAUUUUUUUUCAGUAUCAAAUAUUUAUAUUACUCGAUUUAACUUUUAAUUUCAUUAUUCACUUUUACUUCAAUAAUUAAUAAUAGAAGUUAUAUGUAUGAAAUAAAGGGAAAUGAUUUAGAUUGCAAACAUUAGUUAUGAUACAAUUGGUUUUGUCUUCCAGAAAAGAUAAGUCGAUACUUCUGAAAUAUGUUAGUCCUAGGAUAUCGAUUUUUACAUUAUAAAUUUUAUGAUAUUGCACAGAAACCGGUGUAUGU